CGCCUGCGCAGUGGCUCCGAGCGGGCGGUUGCUUGUUGGUUGUUGUAGUAACGGGGGAAGCAGCCGUCGGCGACUGCCGUGAGCCUGGCUGGGGCAGGAGGAGGAAGGUAGGCGCAGAGCGCGGUCCCCGCCUGCCUGCUCCGAGCCAUGGGAAGAUGAGACAGGAAUCUGUGCCACCCAAAUUGUCUGAUCCAGUGAAUCUGCAAGGAAAGGUCUCUGAGGCCCCUGUCUGCUGACUGCAUGACAAACUCUAAAGGAAAUGCCAGUCGUGAUGGCCCGGGACCUGGAGGAAACAGCAUCUUCCUCAGAGGAUGAGGAGGUGGUAAGCCAAGAGGAUCAUCCAUGUAUCAUGUGGACUGGAGGCUGCAGGAGAAUUCCAGUUUUGGUAUUCCAUGCUGAGGCCAUUCUGACAAAGGACAACAAUAUUCGAGUAAUUGGAGAACGCUAUCAUUUGUCUUAUAAGAUUGUGCGAACAGACAGUCGCUUGGUACGCAGCAUUCUGACAGCCCAUGGAUUUCAUGAAGUUCACCCAAGCAGCACUGACUAUAACUUGAUGUGGACAGGAUCCCACCUGAAGCCCUUCUUACUUCGCACCCUCUCUGAAGCACAAAAGGUUAAUCACUUUCCCAGGUCUUAUGAACUAACACGGAAGGACCGACUGUACAAAAACAUCAUUCGAAUGCAGCACACGCACGGWUUCAAGGCUUUCCACAUCCUCCCUCAGACCUUCCUCUUGCCAGCUGAGUACGCGGAAUUCUGUAAUUCAUAUUCAAAGGACCGGGGACCUUGGAUAGUAAAACCAGUGGCCUCUUCUAGGGGGCGGGGCGUCUACCUGAUCAACAAUCCAAACCAGAUUUCCCUGGAAGAGAACAUCCUGGUCUCCCGUUACAUUAACAACCCCCUGCUCAUAGACGAUUUCAAGUUCGACGUGCGCCUCUAUGUGCUCGUGACUUCCUACGAUCCUCUGGUCAUCUAUCUCUAUGAAGAGGGGCUGGCCAGGUUUGCCACUGUGCGAUAUGACCAAGGAGCCAAGAACAUUCGGAACCAGUUCAUGCACCUGACAAACUACAGUGUGAACAAGAAGAGUGGAGACUAUGUGAGUUGUGACGAUCCAGAAGUAGAGGAUUAUGGGAACAAAUGGAGCAUGAGUGCUAUGCUUAGAUACCUGAAACAAGAAGGCAGAGAUACAACUGCAUUGAUGGCCCAUGUGGAAGAUCUGAUCAUUAAGACUAUCAUCUCUGCUGAGCUGGCUAUUGCUACAGCUUGUAAAACCUUUGUCCCUCAUCGCAGCAGUUGUUUUGAACUAUAUGGCUUUGAUGUGCUCAUAGAUUCUACUCUGAAGCCAUGGUUGUUGGAAGUGAAUCUCUCUCCUUCUUUGGCCUGUGAUGCACCUCUGGACCUAAAAAUUAAAGCCAGCAUGAUUUCAGAUAUGUUCACUGUGGUAGGAUUUGUGUGCCAAGAUCCUGCCCAGCGGGCAACUACUCGGCCAAUUUAUCCCACCUUUGAGUCUUCCAGGAGAAACCCUUUCCAGAAACCUCAGCGCCCAGUAUCUGCACAGUUUCAAUCAUCAUACACCAAGCAGCGCUCCCGUCCACUCUCUGCCAGUGAUGCAGAAAUGAAAAACCUUGUGGGCUCCGCCCGGGAGAAGCUGCCGGGGAAGUUAUGUGGUUCUGUGCUUGGUCUGUCAAUGGAGGAGAUUAAAGUUUUACGGAGGGUAAAGGAAGAAAAUGAUCGGAGAGGUGGAUUUAUUCGCAUAUUUCCUACAUCYGAGACAUGGGAAAUAUAUGGGUCCUACCUCGAGCACAAAACCUCCAUGAACUACAUGCUGGCAACACGCCUCUUCCAGGACAGGGGAAACCCAAGAAGAAGCUUAUUGACAGGAAGAACACGGAUGGCUAUGGAUGGAGCACCAGAACUGAAGGUAGAAAGUGUGAACUCAAAGGCCAAGCUUCAUGCUGCUCUUUACGAGAGAAAGCUCCUGUCUCUGGAGGUGCGAAAACGUAGAAGACGGAGUGGCAGAUUGAGGGCAGUGAGGCCAAAAUACCCAGUGAUUACCCAACCAGCUGAAAUGAAUGUUAAAACUGAGACAGAGAGUGAAGAGGAGGAAGAAGUGGCAUUAGACAAUGAAGAUGAAGAGCAGGAAGCUUCCCAGGAGGAGUCUGCAGGGUCUCUUGGAGAAAAUCAAGCCAAAUAUUCACCCUCAUUGACUGUUAUGGUAGAAAAUUCAUCCAAAGAAAAUUCCAUGAAGGUUCCCGAAUGGAGUAAUAAAGGUGAACAGGGCUGCAAAAUUGACACUCAGGAGCCAGAGCCGAAGUUCAACCUGAUGCAGAUUCUGCAAGAUAAUGGAAACCUAAGCAAAGUGCAGGCCCGAAUAGCAUUCUCUGCCUAUCUCCAGCAUGUUCAAGUUCGCCUGACGAAGGACAGUGGAGGUCAGACCCUCAGUGCCAGUUGGGCUGCCAAAGAGGAUGAACAGAUGGAGUUGGUUGUUCGUUUCCUUAAACGAGCAUCAAGUAACCUGCAGCAUUCACUGAGGAUGGUAUUACCUAGUCGACGAUUGGCACUUCUAGAGCGCAGAAGAAUCCUCGCCCACCAACUAGGUGACUUUAUCAUUGUGUACAACAAGGAAACAGAACAAAUGGCUGAAAAGAAAUCAAAGAAGAAACUUGAAGAAGAGGAGGAAGAUGGGGUGAAUACAGAAAACUUUCAGGAUUUCAUCAGACGAGCAAGUGAGGCUGAAUUGGAGGAGGUAUUGACUUUUUAUACCCAAAAAAACAAGUCUGCAAGUGUCUUCCUGGGGACCCACACUAAAACUUCUAAGAACAGCAGCAGUUAUUCAGAUAGUGGGGCAAAAGGUGAUCACCCUGAGACAAUACAAGAAGUGAAAAUAAAGCAACCCAAACAGCAACAGGCAACAGAAAUUCACUCUGAUAAAUUAUCUCGAUUUACCACUUCAGCAGAAAAAGAGGCUAAAUUAGUCUAUACCAAUUGUACCUCUACUUCUUUCUCUGGUCCUGCUGCUACUCUUCUGCAGAAAAUUCCCAACACCCAUCUGUCAUCUAUUAUGACAACCUCUGCCCUCUCGCCAGGGCCUGGCCACCAUUCUGCUUUAUCUCACAUUCCUCAAGCCAUCCCCACCAUGCCUCAUCAGCCAGCAAUUUUACUGAGCCCAGUCCCUGACAAUGCUUCUUCCUCCAUACAUCCUGGGACACAGAACAUACCAAGCCCCGCUGGCCUGCCACGCUGUCGAUCAGGCAGUUACACCAUUGGCCCCUUUUCCUCUUUCCAAAGCGCUGCACACAUCUAUAGCCAGAAACUGUCUCGUCCCUCCUCAGCAAAGGCAGCAGGUUCAUGCCAUCCAAACAAGCAUCAUUCAGGAGUAGCCAAAAUGCAGAAAGAAGGAGAAGAUGGUUCUUCAUAUGGCAAACGGUACAGCCAAAGUAUGGUUACAGCUGAACUUCAGCGACUUGCCGAAAAGCAGGCAGCAAGGCAGUAUUCUCCAGCCAGCCACAUCAGUCUCCUCACRCAACAGGUAACAAACCUGAAUUUGGCAAGUGGUGUCAUAAACAGAAGCAGUGCUUCAACUCCCCCCAGCCUCCGACCUGUCCUCAGUCCUACUGGUCCAACAUGGUCCAUACAGUCAGACCCCCACGCUACAGAGAACCACUCCAGCCCUCCUGGAAGCAGGAGCCUCCAAACAGGUGGCUUUGCCUGGGAGGGCGAGGUGGAGAACAACGCGUAUAGCAAGGCUACCGGGGUGGCUCCCCAACACAAGUACCACCCCACGGCAGGCAGCUACCAGCUGCAUUUUGCUCUCCAGCAACUGGAACAACAGAAACUUCAGUCCCGGCAGCUUCUGGACCAGAGUCGAGCCAGGCACCAGGCGAUCUUUGGCAGCCAGACACUACCUAACUCCAAUUUAUGGACAAUGAAUAAUGGUGCAGGCUGCAGAAUUUCAAGUGCCACAGCUAGUGGCCAGAAGCCAACCACUCUGCCACAAAAAGUGGUGCCACCUCCAAGUUCUUCCUCCUCCCUGGUCCCCAAACCCCCAUCUAAUCAUAAACAAGUGCUCAGAAAGGCCACAUCCCAGAGGGCUUCAAAAGGGGCCUCCGCAGAAGGGCAGCUGAACGGACUCCAGAGCAGCCUUAACUCUGCAGCCUUUAUGCCCAUCACCAGCUCCACAGAUCCUGCUCACACUAACAGAUGAACCGCGAACGCACAGAGGAAGAACCUGUCCACUGCUCCUGGGCGCGUGACUGAGGGUGAAGCAUCCGCCAGUGCUGCCAAGGGUCCAUACUAUUUUUUUGCUGCCUCAGAGUCCCCAAGGCCUUCAAGCAGAAGUGGCAGUAGAUGGUUGCCAUCUCCCAAGCGAGACACUGACUGGGACAACAGGAGAACAGAACCUCUGGGUUUGGGUGGAACUUGGCAGUGGGGACGUUCAACUGAGGCCUUCUCUACUCCGUCCGAGCACACGUGUGUCUUCACCUUCCCUCACCCCGCCCCCAGCCUGCUCAGGUCUCCUCUGUCCCUUUCCUGCUGCCACACAGAGAUGAUAUAAAAGAGGCUCUUUGGCUAUUCGCAUCUUGCUUCCUCUUCUUUUCCAGUAUUGAGCUCUGUUUGCUUUGUUCAAGCUUAAAGCCCCAAUAGCAGUACCUACCAGAGUUGUUCUGCCCUUUCAGGGGUCCUGGGGAAGGGAGCGCACAUCACCUGUUUCCCAGAGCGUGGAGGCAAGUUGGCCCGCGCUGACAUGAGCCAGGGUAAAGGCACCCUUUGGAAUUACUGAUUUCUAAGAUUAAUAAAGUAAUUCUAUUUUU
Messenger RNA from Urocitellus parryii (Arctic ground squirrel), 4811 nucleotides. It is a transcript of the gene Ttll5, whose product is annotated as tubulin tyrosine ligase like 5. Lineage: Eukaryota; Metazoa; Chordata; Mammalia; Rodentia; Sciuridae. Gene Ontology annotation, biological process: protein polyglutamylation; microtubule cytoskeleton organization. Gene Ontology annotation, cellular component: ciliary basal body. Gene Ontology annotation, molecular function: tubulin-glutamic acid ligase activity; tubulin binding. The record is from RefSeq and is a predicted model, not a curated record.